AUGUGCCCUCCUGUUUCUCAUCGACCGCCAAGUCGGCGACACAAACACAAUACGACUCAGCAACCUGAUUUGGACGACGGUUCUAGAUUUCUUCUCGAAGAUGUCAUCAGUAUAGGUAGGAACUUAGCCUCCAUAUCGCGGUUGAAAUGA
Molecule: messenger RNA, 150 nt
Organism: Protopolystoma xenopodis
Lineage: Eukaryota; Metazoa; Platyhelminthes; Monogenea; Polystomatidea; Polystomatidae
Source: the annotation of a GenBank genome assembly